ACCGGAAACCCCCUCUCCGCAUCCCACAGCCACAAGCGGCGCCGCACCACUUCGUCCUCAACCAAAACCUCCGCCGCCGCCGCCGCCGGAGAAGGAGGAGGAGGAGGAGUAGGGAGAGUAAGCGGGGAGAGGAAGAUGUCGUUCCGUGCGCGGGAGAUGUACAAGAAGGUGGUGCGGCGCGUGGGCGGCGAGGGGAAGCUGCCGGCGGAGCUGAUGGCGUCGGUGAAGAACUUGCUGCCUGACAGCAAGGUCGUCAUGGGGAGGGCCAAGCGCGGCAUCUACGCCGGACGCCACAUCCAGUUCGGCAACAAGGUCUCCGAGGACGGUGGCAACAAGUCAAGGCGAACAUGGAAGCCAAAUGUUCAGGAGAAGCGUCUUUUUAGCUAUAUUCACGACCGGCACAUUAGGGUCAAGGUAACCACCCAUGCUCUUCGGUGCAUUGACAAAGCUGGUGGGAUAGACGAAUACCUCCUGAAGACACCUUACAACAAAAUGGAUACUGAGAUGGGGGUAGCCUGGAAGGCAAAGAUUGAGAAGAUGUAUUCACAGCUAGCUCAAAUGGAGGUAGGCUUCUUCUCUCCUGAGGAAGAGACUAAGAUCGAACAGGGUUUUGAGGAGGCUCGAGCUGCCAAGAGAGAGCACCGCAGGGAAGCAAGAAGAGCUUUGGCUAAGCAGACUCAGCUAGAAGCUGGUAACGCUGGUGGUGACAAAACAGCUGAAGCUGCUUCUAAUGUUGCAGUGAAGUCCUAGCUUGGACCUAUCUGCUCGUCAUGAUUGGUCAAAAGGAGAAUCAUUGAGUGCCACUGACCAAAUAAUGGAGGAUUUUCGUUUCAUAUAAAGCAGGGAUCAUAUGCUGAGUCAGUAACCCCUGUUUACUGGCAGCAGCAGCAGUGUAUGGUAAGCUGGAGUCUAAUACUAUCAGCAUGUGGGUGUUGUAAGCAGUUGCUGAACAAAAUCAGUUAGGUGGAAAUUUUGUACACUUACUGAAUACUCGUGUCAGAGUUCAGAUAACUUUCUUGUAGAAUUUUGUAUCUUCUACUACUGCCCAUUCAACUUAAACGUCGAAAUAAUCUAUGCUUGCCAGGAUACGUGGUAAUGUGCUACGGAGCUAUGCCGUUUUUA
Oryza sativa Japonica Group (Japanese rice) is the source of this 1122-nucleotide messenger RNA. Its product is annotated as large ribosomal subunit protein bL28m. NCBI's taxonomy places the organism in Eukaryota, Viridiplantae, Streptophyta, Magnoliopsida, Poales, Poaceae. The record is from RefSeq and is a predicted model, not a curated record. Gene Ontology annotation, molecular function: structural constituent of ribosome. Gene Ontology annotation, cellular component: mitochondrial large ribosomal subunit.